Molecule: messenger RNA, 2085 nt
Organism: Asterias rubens (European starfish)
Lineage: Eukaryota; Metazoa; Echinodermata; Asteroidea; Forcipulatida; Asteriidae
Product: PR domain zinc finger protein 14-like
Exons: 11
Coding region: 152-1879 (575 amino acids)
Cellular component (GO): nucleus
Molecular function (GO): protein binding
Source: RefSeq, a predicted model, not a curated record
AGGUAUCUCCAAGCCUAUACGCGUCGCAGUGUUAUGUCGCUUUUGAGGGCCCUCGGUUUCAUUCCUAGAAAGGGGUUUGGACCGAAGGAGAGAAAGAGACAACACGAAGGGUUUCUGUUGAUGUUCAUCGGCAACAGAUCAUCGGGAGAAAAUGUCAACUUUACCGCUACCUUUAUCCAGUUAUCUCUACAAAUGGCAGCCAGCUCGGCCCAAAACACCAGUCUCUCUACAAAACCCCAUCGGCACCAGCACGGGUGCACCCCAGGCCCUGUUCCCAAGUCCCCCCUUCCCCCUUCUCGGACGGCAGUGUAUCCGUGUCCCAAUCCCGGUGCAUCAGCUCCACCACCCGUACCAGAGCCCCCUGCCGGCGACUGCGCCUCUCAUCGGUACCCCGUCGGGUCGAGAGCCCGGUCAGCAGACCGUUCUCGGAGUACCGUCCGCGGCAGGAAGUCCGAGGGUACCGCACCACCUUCACAAUGUCCUGCCGUUCACCGGUGACAUUCAUCGGCCGCCUCUCUACAGCUUCACGUCAGCUGAUUUGGACAACGUGCUGUAUGGGUACGUGGGAGCAUCAAGGAUUCGCCAGGAGCCGUUCUGUGGCUUGAAGUGUGCACUGACUGACUUGCGAUUCCACGACACCACGGAUAGGAGAGGUGGAUCCGUUUUUGCUCUACCGCCCCCAUCGGACAAUGCUGGGAAGAGCGACCGAGAGACACUUGACAACGAGAGGGCGCCCUCUGAGAAGACCACUCCUCGACGUCCAUCGUUGGACAUCGAGACCGUCAGUCAUCCAGAAGGUAUUUCUAUAACACAGACUGUCGUUGGUGGCGCACCUCACUACAGCGUGUUCUGUCAGAGCACCAUGAUACCAAAGGGGUCGCGCUUUGGUCCCUUCACUGGUCGCAUCAUUAACCCCAGUGAGAUCAAGAACAAUGACGACACAAGCUUCAUGUGGGAGAUUUUUCACGACGGCAAGUUGAGCCACUUUGUCGACGGGCGUAACGGAACGAGCAACUGGCUCUGUUUCGUCAACUGCGCACGCCACGCCAAAGAGCAGAACCUAAUUGCCUCGCAGUGUGGAGAAUUUAUCUACUACGAAGCGUGUAAAGAUAUACCAAGGGGAACGGAGCUAUUGGUUUGGUACGGCGACAGCUACCGGCAGUUCAUGGGUAUCCCAUUGGCUCUGAAGGGAAUGACGCUAAGCAAGAGCCCUGCGGCAAAGGAAGACCUACAGAACAAAGAGGGUUACAAGUGCGACCGAUGUGGGAAGGUGUUCUCUUACGAGGACUACCGGGACAAACAUCUCAAGUACACCCGUUGCGUGGACAGGGGAGACCGUAAGUUCCCCUGUCACCUCUGCAGCCGGUCAUUUGAGAAGAGGGACCGUCUGCGAAUUCACAUUCUUCACGUUCACCAGAAACACCGGCCUCAUAAGUGCGUCACCUGCGGCAAGAGCUUCUCACAGUCGUCGAGCCUUAACAAGCACAUGCGUGUACACAGCGGUGAGCGACCGUAUAAAUGCGUCUACUGCAGUAAGGCGUUUACUGCCUCCAGCAUUCUACGAACACACAUCCGGCAACACUCAGGGGAGAAACCCUUUAAAUGUAAGCACUGCGGCAAAGCAUUCGCAUCCCACGCGGCCCACGACAGUCACGUCCGACGGACACACGCCAUUAAAGACAAACCUUGCGAGUGUCAUGUCUGCGGCAAAGCAUUCUCCAAUAGCAACGAACUGAAAUAUCACAUGAACAUACACUCGGGUGAAACACAAUACAGUUGCAUGGAGUGCGGGUUGGGCUUCACUAGUGCUGCCUUAAGAGACCACCACAGCGCCCGGUCAGAGUGCUGCAUCAAGAGCAGCCAAAUCACCCUCCUGUAAAAAUUCUGCAAGUAAAAUUACCACAAGUGAUUUCACAAAGAGUUGAGAUUGGUCUUAACUUCAAAUCGAUCGUAAUUGCUAAAAAGUAAUACUAUGUGAUGUCCAAUUACAAAUCACCAAUGGUUAUGUCCCCAGUUAACGCUUAAAUGCAGUGGACACUAUUGGUAAUUACUCAAAAUAAUUAUCAGCAUAAAACCUUACUUGGA